This is a messenger RNA of Zonotrichia leucophrys gambelii, 1248 nucleotides long. Its product is annotated as T-cell surface glycoprotein CD1b-3-like. Gene Ontology annotation, biological process: immune response; positive regulation of T cell mediated cytotoxicity; antigen processing and presentation, exogenous lipid antigen via MHC class Ib. Gene Ontology annotation, molecular function: exogenous lipid antigen binding; endogenous lipid antigen binding; lipopeptide binding. Lineage: Eukaryota; Metazoa; Chordata; Aves; Passeriformes; Passerellidae. The record is from RefSeq and is a predicted model, not a curated record. The transcript has 6 exons. The coding region runs from base 66 to 1109 and encodes 347 amino acids. Gene Ontology annotation, cellular component: external side of plasma membrane.
UUCCCACAGGUUCUUCCUCCUCCCCCAGUCACUGCUGCUGCUUCUUCAACCUUGCCGCGUGCACCAUGCAGCCCCCUCACCUCCUCCUCUUCCUCUUUCUGCCGAUCCUCCUCCCUGGGAUGUGGGCAGACCCAGAGGAGCCACAGGUUAUCCAGUACCUCCUGACUAGCCUCUUCGCCAACAUCAGCUCUGCUGAGGUGUCAUGUGUGGCACUUGUAGGGGACAUAGCCAUCUUUACACUGGAUCCGGCCGACUGGAGCAUCCACUUCCACUGGCCCUGGGUCAGCCAGGCUGCAGCUGAAGAUGAUGGGGAAAAGAUGAUGUCCCAGUACAAAAUUGCUCUGCGCAAUAUGAUCCGAUUUGUGCACGACACAGUUCAGCAGACAAAACAACACUACCCCUUGGUGGUUCAGUUCCGUGCAGGCUGUGUGCUGUACCCCAAUACGACGAGCCAGGGCUUCCUGAAUGUUGGCUGGGAUGGCAGAGACCUCGUAGCUUUUGAGGUAGAUAAACAGGGCUGGGAGGCCCAGCAGUCAUCCCAGAUGGCAGAGCUGGUCAGCAACAGCCUCAACAGGCAGAAGUCUCUCAGAAUACUUCUGGAGCACCUUCUCUCUAUCUGGGUAUGCCAGAGCAACUUCCUCACCCUGAAGAGGUAUGGGAAGGAAAUUCUAGAGAGACAAGAGCUGCCUGUGGCCACGGUCUUUGCCCGCACCCCCAACCUAGACCAGCUGCUGCUUGUUUGCCAUGUCACUGGCUUCUACCCCCGUCCCAUCAGCGUGGCCUGGCUGCGGGAUGGCCAGGAGGUGCCUCCGGGCCCGGCGCUCAACACCAGCACCAUCCUGCCCAACGCUGACCUCACCUACCAGCUCCGCAGCGUCCUGGCCGUGGCCCCCCGUGAUGGGCACAGCUAUGUCUGCCGUGUGCGCCACCACAGCCUGGGCACCCGCAGCCUUCUCAUCCCAUGGGAAAACCACAGUGCAGCUCCAACCAUAAGUAUCACCAUUGCAGUGCUGGUUCUUGUGGCCACAGCCUUUGCUGGGGGUUUUUGGUGGUGGAAGCGCAGGAAAGGUAACGAGGCUACAUGGGAGACCCAGGAAUUCAUCAUUUGAGGCCUUGCUGCCCACACAGCAACAGCUGCUUGCUCUCCGUUCUUACUUUGUGCCCCACCCCUGACCCAUCAGCACCAACACGAUUUUGUUCUGGAAAACAACUGCAUUAAACAGCUAUGAACUUCUUCUGAUACAUAUG